UUUUUUUUUUUUUGCAGUGGGUAUCAUAGUGGGUGACCCUAUAUAUAACAAUUUCACCCUUAUUGAUAACCAUAUUAUUGAAAGGCUAGAGGAAACCGAUCUCAAUGAUUUUCAUUUACAUGAUGUAACGAAAUGUUUCCCAUUUCUUUGUUAAUAUAUGUUAUAUUUGUGUAAUAAUUAUGAUGAAUGUAUAUAGGAACACUAUAUUCACGUUCACAUGUCUUUAACAUUUGAUUAAUUUAUUAAUGAAUUAUGGUUGUUUAAUGCAGUGAUAAUAUGAACAUACGGUGUCGUUGUUCUGGCCGUAGAUUCCUCUCUGGAAUCCAUUUGCUCUCAGAAGUGAAAAAGGAUGUAAUAAGAGAACUUGGUUUUGGUGGGCUAUUGCAAUUAGGUUGUAAGGAGGUUAAUUUAGAUUUAUGUUUUUGGUUGAUAAAAAACACAAACAUUGCUUAUUCCCAACUCGAGUUAUUUGGGGGUAAGAAGGUUUCUUUGACAUGUCAUGAUGUUGGGAUGACGAUGGGCAUUCCACAUAGUGGAAGAAAGUUAAUUGUUGAGAAGGGAAGUGUUAAAGCUAGUCAAAUGCCGAGUUUGCAAGAUAUAGAGUCAAUGAUGGUUGGCAUCGAUGAUAUGGAGGAAUUUAAGCGGGUCUUCUUGAUUUUCGCUUGUGCAACCUUAUUGGCACCCACAUCUCGUUUGGAAGGUAGUCACUCGUUAUGGUAUACACCUCGAGAGCAGUUACUUGGGAACAUAAAUUGGGGAGAAUAUGUCUUAGAAUUUUUUAUUCAAGCUAUACAUGAACAUAGGAGGAAGGAAAGUGUUUGGAUUAAAGGGUGUUUGAUGUUUCUACAGAUAUUCUACUUUUCAAUAUCUAAUUUUUCAGCCAUGUAUGUGGAACUUAUCACUCCUCGCAUUACUGUAUGGAACGAUUUUUUGGUCAAGCAACGCAUCAAGUUGGAGUUAGAAAUGCUUGGAGGAUUUGACAAAGUUGAGGUAUAA
Vitis vinifera (wine grape) is the source of this 996-nucleotide messenger RNA. RefSeq lists its product as uncharacterized. The coding region runs from base 277 to 996 and encodes 239 amino acids. The record is from RefSeq and is a predicted model, not a curated record. Lineage: Eukaryota; Viridiplantae; Streptophyta; Magnoliopsida; Vitales; Vitaceae. The transcript has 2 exons.